AAUGUAAAUACAAAGUGAACGAUUCAUAAAAAAAGUUAGAAACAACGUUUUAUGCUAACGAAAAAGAGUAAAGAGAGUUAUUAUGGCUGAGUCAAUAGUAAGUGAUUGGUUAACUGAGUAUGCAGCGCUGGAGCCGACUGAAAUCCAAUCAUUUAUUGCUGAUCAUGAAAACAACCAUGAAGUAUCAAGUGCACUAUUUACGAUAAUCAAUGAACGUCUCAAAUAUCCAGACGUGCUGCAUUCGAUAUGCAAUCAAUUGUUUAGUUACUAUCGUUCGAAUGAAGCAAAAUUGAAAAGUUUUACAUUGCAAUUUGUGCCAACGUUAAUUUAUACGUAUUUGAAUGCGGUGGCACAGGGUGAUAAAAAGAGUUGUCGUAGCAUUGAAACUCUUUUGUUGGGUAUAUACAAUAUUGAAGUGAGUACAGACGAGGGACAACCAAAGGUUGUGUCAUUUCGUAUGCCUGUAUUGGCACAGGCGUCCAUUUAUCAUGAAGAAAAAUGUUUAAAUGCGUACGAUUUACGACGCUGGGAAGAGAAUAGUAACAAAGAUGUAAAUUGGGGUCCAUUGCCACAAGUCGAAUCGGUUAAUGCACAAAAUCGCCUGAAAAUAAUGACUGCUGUUAUGUUUGUGUACAAUCAACAAUUGAGUUCAAUACCAAAAUCAUCUCUGUAUCAUUUGUGCCGGACGGCUUCACAGCUGGUGAAUCAGGGAUUUACCAAAUACGGGCAUGCACAUCGACCAUCGUACGGAAAUGAUCCAAACAAUACUAGUACAAUUACAGCAACGGCAACGUCUGCAUCUACCACAAAACCAAUACCACGUAUUCCGAUUUCAGCGCAAUUUCUACUGGAAUUGUUGCAUUCAACAUAUUUUGCAAUGUUCAAUGAAUUUGCAUCGAUUGCCAUUCAAGCGGUGGACGAUAUUCAUAAUCGUGCUUGUUACGAACUCUAUCCAGAGGUGAUAUUAGUUACGAAUGCCAUUAAAAAUUCACUACACGCAAAUGCAUCGGGUCAACCCAGUGACGGUCCAAUGGGUAUAAGUGUUGCACUAUCCACUUCCACUCAAACGGUCACUGUGUCCAAGUCAAUGAUCACGAACGCAUCAUUUAGAACAAAGAAAUUGCCAGAUGAUCUCGAAAUGGACUAUGUAGCCGCCUUAGAACAGCAUAUCCAUCGAAGUGGCAGUGUUGCCGAAACGAAUGAUCCAACAAUCGACACAGCCAAUAAUAAUAAUAACGACACUAAUGUGACUGAUGCAAAUUUCAGUCCAAAAGAGAUGCGUAAAUUUGAUUCAAAAAAACGUUGGAAAAAUUGGGGUUGGAAAUACAGUCCGGGUAAAAAUUCAAGCAUCGAAGAGGAACCAAUUGAAACGGCAUCAGCAAAAACAUCACGACAUUCAAGCCCAACCAGUUCACCAAAACAUAAAAAAUCCAGUGAUUCAUCGGCCACAACCGUUGUAUCUAAUUUAUUGAAUCAAUCGCCAUUACGGCGUCGUCCACAAUCUGGCCAAUCUACAUCGUCAACAGCACGCGGUGCAAAUGGCAAAACUAAUGUCAUUGGAAAUUCGAACGCAAUUCAGAACAAUGCAAAUGCACGCAACGAUAUUCGAUCAAGUGCAGGGGCACGUCUUUGUCAACAACUCGAAAAUUUGGACGACGACGCCAACGAUGAAUUUCAAGCAUUGCUUAUUAACGGUCGACCGGCCAGUGUUCACAUUGUUCCAAUGUCUUCACCACAACAACUAUACGAUAUUCCAAUUCAGGCAGGCGACGAAGGUGCCAGCGCUAAUAUAAGUCAAUUGAUCAGCAUAACCGAAGAAUCAGAAUCAGUGGCUACGAUCGAAAGUUUGGGCAUGCGCAAUAAUUUGGUGCGAUCUAGCAAAGAGAUUUUGAAAACGCAUAAAGUUCCAUUCCCUGGAUUUAAAAAGAAGGACAAAGAUAAGGAAAAAGACAAAAGUGAUGGAGUUAGUGCAACGGCUGGUGCAGUGACUGGCAGUGCAGGUGCUUUAAUUACGAGCGGCGGUGUCAGUGGCACUACUAAGACACAGUCGAAAAAUGGAAAUAUAAUGAAAAAAGAUAAACGAGGCUCGACUGUUGCACUACAGACGGCUAGUGUUGAUAUAUCAGAUGCUUCAAUGUACCUGGAAAAAGCAAGCCCAUCACUGCAGAUAAAACGGAAAAGUAGCAGUGUUGAAAUAACAUCGAAUGGGCCAAUAAAUAGCAUUGAUAUGGUGCCAUUGUCGACAUUUGCAAAUGGUAAUCCAGUGAUCAGUGAAGAAGGUAGUAAACCAUCACCGACCAGUGCGAAUGGUGAUUAUGUCGUCAUUGACAACAAUAUACCGGAUACAAAUUCUGAUUUGUCAUCUAUGAGCAAACCGGCCACCAUCGCUACAACAAACAAUAACAUACAAAUCAGUCAAGUAUAAGCAAAGUAAAUGAAAGCAAUCAUUAUAUGAAACAUUAAAAAAAAAAAUGUUCACUCAGUAAUUAAUUUAAGGAACAAGAAAGCCAAUCGCUACAGUCUAGUACGUGAAAAAUUGAUACAAAUUCUGAAUUCUAAAUAACAAAUUAUUAGAAAAAUUCAGGAACUAAAAUGUAAUCGUAAACAUUUUCAAUGUAAAACUGUGCUAUUUUUCUCUCAAUUAAUUUUUGGUAUUGUUUUUCUAUUUUUAAUCUUGUUGAUUAUCGAUUCUCUCCUUUUGUCUUUAAGUUUGGGUGUUAUUCGUUGAAUUUUGAAAAAUUAUACUUACUUAUCCUUUCCAAAUAACAGAGACAAAUUAUUGGACUUAAUUUUGUGCGUGAAAUGCAAUAUUAAAUAAAAUUAUUCUAAAACUUGUAAA
Contarinia nasturtii (swede midge) is the source of this 2839-nucleotide messenger RNA. It is a transcript of the gene Hyccin, whose product is annotated as hyccin. Gene Ontology annotation, cellular component: plasma membrane. Lineage: Eukaryota; Metazoa; Arthropoda; Insecta; Diptera; Cecidomyiidae. The record is from RefSeq and is a predicted model, not a curated record. Bases 83 to 2425 code for a protein of 780 amino acids. The transcript is spliced from 10 exons. Gene Ontology annotation, biological process: phosphatidylinositol phosphate biosynthetic process; protein localization to plasma membrane.